Molecule: messenger RNA, 1553 nt
Organism: Astyanax mexicanus (Mexican tetra)
Lineage: Eukaryota; Metazoa; Chordata; Actinopteri; Characiformes; Acestrorhamphidae
Exons: 3
Coding region: 366-1553 (395 amino acids)
Source: RefSeq, a predicted model, not a curated record
GUAAAAAAUAACCUUGCACUUUAGUUAUCUGAACUUAAAAUGUAUUGUUAAUAUGACUACACAUUGCGGAGUUUGUUGAGAUAACUCAUUAUUUCAUGUUUAUUGUUUCUUAAAAAAUAAAAAGCUUUUUCAACUUAGAUUUUCAAGUCAACUGAAAUCACCAGAGUAAUUUAAACCGCGCAGGUGCCCUCAACGUCUUUUUUUAACGUGCGGUACGUCAGCGCAGGGGGCGUGUCUUCAGGAUAGAGGGCGUCCGUGAGGUCCGCCAUUUCAUGCUGGAGACAGUUCUCAAAUCUGGCGAGUUGAAUCUGGCGGGCAUUUUACCUUUUCGGGUUGUGAUCUGAGGGUGUGAGUGCUGUUAAUGCAUGAAGUGGAAAUGUAAGCUUUGCACUUACUUCACAAACAAUCGUCGAAAAAUACUUGGACAUUACAGAUCAAGCCACUCUCAUUACGGAGGACGAGUACCGAUUCCUUGUAUUUACAGUGACUGUGUGUGCUCUUUUAAGUCACACAAGGCUCUUGGAAUACAUGUGAGACAACAUGGAUUUUGCUACGGUGAAAAAGUGAAUUUUAGAGUCAGAUGUCUGCUAUGUGCAUUUAGUCAACCUGCAAAUCAUAAACAAUACUUUUGUCAUCUUAACACUCAUUUAAAAAACAAGGAAACUGUCACCUGCCCAUUUAAUGGUUGUAAUUUUAAGUCAAAAGUUUAUUCCAGUUUUACCUCUCACAGAAGUCGAUAUCAUGCCUUGGAUUUUUUACAAAAUUUUAAAGCAGAGCUUCUUUAUGGCCCACCACAUGGUGAAAACUCUGAUCCCCUAUUAGACACUGGUGGGUAUUCUUCUAAUAACACUGAGUCAGCUGUUCGUGAUAGUUUUGAUUUUCAGUCUGAUGAUGAUGAGGAUGCUGCUGAUGAUGAAGAAGAGCGAGGUAGCAUUGGUGACAAAAUUAGGAAUAGACUUGCAUCUUUGCUUCUACGAAUGCAAGCCAUCUUGCAUGUAUCUAAAUCAGCUACCCAGGAAAUAAUCAAUGAACUUCACGAAAUUGGAAUUUUAGCAGGUGACCUGUCAAAAAAAACUGCAGAAAACAUUUUUACAGAGCUCAGUUGUAAUAUAGAUGAGGCCACACUAAAGUUGUUAAAGGAAAGCUUACAGGAAACCAAUCCUUUUAGUUGUCUGUCACAGAGUGGACCACUGGGAACUGAAUACAAAAGACAGUUGUUUUACAAGGAAAGAUUCAACGUAAUUGAGCCAACUGAGUAUGUGUUAGAUCCUUUACUUAACAAAACAUUUGUUUAUGUUCCAAUUUCAGGUGUGUUGCCAGCAUUGUUGAACAAGUGUGAUGUAAUUGACAAAGUUUUAGAGGAAACAAAUCUACCAUCGCUCUCUGCUUGGUACCUGGAACACCUCAGAUGCUAUGAAGUCUGCAAGAACCACUCUGCAAAGCUGCUUGUAGUCCAGCCAGAGGAGCUCAAUGACUACUUCCCCCCUGUCAGCGUAUAUGGUGAAAGGCAGACUUCUGAUCUCUCCAAAAGGGUUUCUGCUCCAUUGAGGUAA